This is a messenger RNA of Carassius auratus (goldfish), 3204 nucleotides long. RefSeq names its product ankyrin repeat and death domain-containing protein 1A-like. Gene Ontology annotation, molecular function: protein binding. Bases 119 to 1252 code for a protein of 377 amino acids. NCBI's taxonomy places the organism in Eukaryota, Metazoa, Chordata, Actinopteri, Cypriniformes, Cyprinidae. The record is from RefSeq and is a predicted model, not a curated record. The transcript is spliced from 15 exons.
UGCUUCAGCAGGAUUCGUCAUGUCCCAACGCGGCAGGCUUGAGCUCGGCUGCGCGAGAACCAGACCGAAACAUCACAGCAAAAGAUGAAAAUGUAGACAUAAAUCAGAGGAUGCACGCAUGAUGACGAUGGGAGACGGACUGGUGUCUGAAGACGAUAUAUUGCUUCGCUCGGAGAAGGAGUUUCAUGAUGCUGCGAAGAGGAAUGACACGGAGAGAAUGCAGGAGCUCAUCAGAAGAGGGGUGGACAUCAAAGUAAAAAAUAAGAUGGACCGUAAGGCCCUUCACUGGGCAGCAGGAGCCGGCAGUGAGCAGGCAGUGCAUCUGCUGCUGGACCACGACAUGGAGGUGGAUGAUAUGGACAGCUUCGGUAUGAACCCUCUGCUCUUAGCCGCAUGGUUUGGUCACCUCUCGGUCCUAAAGAUCCUUGUCUCAACUGGGGCAAAGCUCACCUGUGAAAACAAAAAUGGCUUGAAUCUCUUGCACUGUGCUGCCCAGAGGGGUCACAUCAGUAUUUUGGAGUAUAUCAUGGAAGAUCUGGAAAGCGUGCAGCUUAAUAAAGUCGACAAGUCAGGUAAGACAGCGUUUCAUUUGGCCGCAGGGCAUGGACACCUGAAGGUGGUGGAGUUUCUCAUUGGGAUGGGCUGUGCUCAUGACCUCAAGGACAAGGAGGAAAACACUGCACUGCAUUUGGCAGCUAAGCAAGGCCACAGUGACGUCCUACAGAAGAUCAUGGACACCGGGGAGAGCAUUGAUGAAAAAAACAUUGAUGGCAUGACUGCUUUACAUCUGGCAGCUGAAGGAGGGCAUUAUGAAUGUGUCAGACUGCUGCUGGAGGCUGGCUGCGAUGUCAACUCACUCACUCAUAGUAACAGGUCUGCUCUUCAUCUGGUGGUCCAGCAUGGCUCAGGAAGAGAGGUCCGACUGCUGGUACAGGCUGGGAUCCACCUGGAUUCAGUAGACACACAACAUACUUCAGCUCUACACCUGGCAGUGCUCAACAACUCCACAGGAAUAGUGAAGGAUCUGAUCGAUGCGGGAUGCGACCUGGACAUCUGUGAUGAUCGGCUUCAAACUGCUUUGCACAUAGCAGCAGAACACGGUUGGCUGAACAUCGCUGAAAUGAUCCUGAUAUCUGGAGUCAAUCUCAAUCUGCUCGACAAGCAAGGAAAGUCGUCACUGGAUGUUGCAGCUCGAGGCAACCAUGUGAAUGUCGUUGACAUGAUUAUCAAAGCUGACAGAUUUUACAAAUGAGAGAAGGAAAAUGUGACGAGUGACUCUGACUCUCUGGUGGGAACGAGCCUUACCUUUAAACAAGAUCAUCGACAGGAGACACAACAUAUCCGAUCUGUCCUAUGGACACUUGCCUCCAAAUAUCUUAAACCAGGCGAGUGGAAAACACUGGCUCGACACUGGAAGUUCUCAGAAGCACAUAUUCGAGCCAUAGAGCACCAAUGGACAGGUACAAAGAGCUACAAGGAGCACGGGCACAGGAUGCUGCUCAUCUGGCUGCACGGAGUGAUCACCGCUGGAGAAAACCCCAUCAAGGGUUUGUACGAAGGUCUGGUAGGAAUCUCAAGGAUCGAUCUGGCAGAAAGCAUGCGACAGCUGGCAAAUACGGAUCCAUCUUCUGCUAAAAAAUGCUCUACAAUGUAAUGUGAGAUUUAUUGAGAAAGGUCUGGACUGUGCACGUAUACCGACCAGGAGAUCAGAUGCUCUUCAAAUACACCGCACCGAUGAAACACAAAUACUCCCUAAAAUACAACCUCAGUGAAGAAAACAGCCGUUCACACCAAGAGCAAAUAUUUACAGCACACAUGACUUUGGAAUAUUGAAGAAAAUAUCACAGCAAUUUCUUUUUUUAGGAGAUCAUGUAGAUUCUUUCUUUUUUUUUUGUCAGAAAAACUCCCCAAUCAAUGACAUUUUUGGUUAUGCUGAAUUUCAGGUUCUUUUUUACAGUUAUGCAUGUCUUUCAGUCCUAAAUUUAUUUGUAGAGGCAACAUUUCUUCUGUAAUGGUUAUGUUUAGACACUAGACACAAAUAAAAUUCUAAAGAAGCUGCAUUAGCCAGGAUACUGGGUAACGUGUGUGUGUGUGUGUGUGUGUGUGUGUGUGUGUGUGUGUGUGUGAACUUUAGUGUGUGCAAAUGCUCUUAUAUGAAGACGGGACAUGAGUGAAAGUGCAAUGAAAUGAAUUGAUUCAUAAUCGUCUGCAGUAUUUUAUACAGAUUAGGUUUGGCCUGACAUUGAUUUCUCAAUUUGAAUAAUUUCUCUGAGGAACUAAUAUUGAUUCUUAAAUCCCAAGAAUUCUAUUAUGCUGUUUUCAGUUGAUGAGUAAAGACAGCUUCACUAACUAAACAACUUUAUUUGUAAUAGCAAGCUUCCUGCUUGGUUACUUAUGAUAUAAAACAAAGUCUGAGCUUUAAAAUUAAAACUUUUUAUGAACCAAACCUUUCCCCCCUUACUACUAUUUAUUGCACGAAAUAAACAUGAAUGAACAUUGGACCGGAUGUUGAAAAUGUACCAUGUCUCAUCAUGUGAUCCCUCAAGCAGUGUUUCAGCUGUGAAAGAUGUCAAUAAAACAGCUUGUUAACUAUGGAACAUUAACCUCGGAAAAGCUAUUCAUGGUCCACAGCUAGUUAACUAGAAAAAUAAUCUAUAGAGGUGAAUAAACACUGUAUACUCUAUUUGUAGAUUGCAUUUAUAACCAUAAUCUAGAUAUUUAUCAUGUUUACUGUGACUCAACAGGAAAUUCAGUGCUGAUCUGAAGCAACUAGGUUAAAAGUUAAUAUUGACGUAUGAAAAUAUUUUUGCAAAUUUGCAGACUCCAGUGCUUUUCGUGUAGGUUAACCUAACCGGACUAAAUGUUAUUGUGUACAUGAACCCAAAUGCUAGUCAAGCACAGUCACAGUUUUAAACGAAGUGCAUGCAUGACGCAAGCAAACCCAUCAUCACCAGCCGUCUCUGAGGAACAUGCAGCUGUUUUCUUUCCGUGUCCAUGCAACACAACACUGUCCCAAUACACUAAAAUAUUACAACAGGAAGUUCUCCGUUUCUGUAUUUCUGUUGCCACAAGGUUUCCUUCCAAGAAUCAGUCCAAGUAAUCUUUUUUUAAUAGUCCAUAAUAUUGUUUUGUUUUCACUUGUAAUUGGUGCUUGGUUUGUGCAUAUUUCUUUCCUGAUUCAGAAAUAAACUCAUCUACAUCUUG